GACAAAUGAUUGUGAAAUGAUGGCUGUCUGUCACAUUGUGAAUCUUGAGCAAGAGCAUGGUCUACCAUGUGCCAGAAUUGUAGAAGUUGCGGGCGUUUGAGGUGACAGCACUUGCUGGUCGGGGUGCUUGCACAGGAUUAAGCACCACUAAGGAGACACCCAGGUCGAUUGCGACGCGUCCCUCACCACUGGGCACGCGUUUCUACACAACCCCACGAUCCAUCCACCAGCUCGCGACAAGGAAGCUUAACAAUUCAGCGCACCGGCUCCAAGGCGACUUUUCGAUCCCGGAAAUCUGCAUGUUUUCCUUGCACCGAUGCUGCGAACACAAUGGAUAAUUACUCGCCCUUGGACUAACAACUCGAACUUUCAACACGAUGGCAGAUGGCCGCGAUGCCGCGCCAGAUGCUGGUGAAGGCAAUAAACCGGCUAGCAAGCCACGACGCCCAUCCUUUGCCUCGCCCACGAAGGCAAGCCUGAGUCGCUCCAACCCAGAUGUCAUUAAGCGACGCAGUGCGCAGAGACAGCGGGCUCCAGGCGACGACGACGAAGACCCCCUCGCCUCCGACCCAAACGGACCAAGCAGCGAGCGGAGUGCUGGAAACCACGACGCGGAAAGACGUGGGCCUCAAGAUGGCCGUCCCAAGAAUGCGACAGCGCGAGCCAUCGCGGGAAGAGCUGGACAGAAUGGAAAGCCUCUCGAUCGGCCAUCGCCACGGCCAUUCCCACCACGGGCGCAAGAAGACGACGACCUAAUAGACCCUUUCCAACGACGAGGCUUGAGACGAUCGCCACCACCAGGCGUGCUGCCGCGCGUGGACCGCGAAGAGCCAGAGCUGCCCCCAACCCCAACCCAAGCCGGUCUGGCUGAUCCUGCGGCUGUCGUCAGUUCUCCUAGCGGCAUACACAGUUCGCCAUCCAAGCGCGCGAAGCGGCACAGGGCGCUGUCUGAACGCAUCAAGAGCUCGCCACUGAAACAGCCGCCGCUCCAGGUUCCGGAAGCACAAGCAGAGCCGCCCUCGCCAACGGCUGCGAAGAACUCACGGCUGGGCGAAGGAAGAAAACACAUUGUCAAAGCUGAGACCCUGAGGCGCCCUCACAAAGCCCGGAAGGUCAAAGACGAAGAUUCUUUCGCAAGCGUACGAGGAACGAGGGACUCGCUCCUCGACGAGAUUGCGAGCCUCAAGCGUGAUCUAGCUGUGCUCAACAAGGAAAGCGAGCGGCUGUAUCGAUCACAUCAGUCACAAACGACCAGGCCAGCUCUCGAGACAUUCAGUAAUAUUGAUAACUUGAUAGACGUGCUCAGCCGUAGUGCUCUCCCUGCGGAAGAGAAGGCGCCGCCCAGUGCCACAGAGGAGUGGCUUGAGACAGCGAUGAACCCCAUUGCGCUGCUGCCUUUUGGCGCUAACCUGCCAUUGAUGCUGCCUACGACGACAGAGGCAAAUGCUCAGGAGGAAAAAGAGGAGCCGCCAGUCUCUCACUAUCCCGUGGCUAUGAAUGCCGAGGAAGAGCUUCCGUACCUCCAGCUGUUCUCCAAUCUUGCAUUCCGGUCUUCGGUCAGCGUCAUACCUCGAAACGUGCAGAGCAACACAGGCGACAGCACAAUCAUGCAGAAACACAAUAUUUCCAUAUCCUCGACGCCGCCCGGUCUUUUCGCCGCAAAGCUUGACUUUACCGUCAACACUAAAAAGCUUUCAAUUACGGACAUUGACGUCUCUCGGCUCGAGCCAGCCGCUGCAAGUGAGCUGGGGCCAUUUGUCCGCAGCAUUGUCGACAACAAGCAUGAUCGGAGCAGCAGCCACAUCCGUAGCAGCGCAUUGACAAGGAACUUGAGCGUUAUCACCUGGUCAAUGGGCGAAUGGGUACGACUUGCGACGAAACGCGCACACUUCUGGUGUGCUGUUGAGCAGAAACUGGGCACAAAAGAGGGCAUCGCCAAAUCCGUGGCGGCCGUACGGACAGGAAAGAAGCGGAAGCGUCGGCACCAAGACUCGGACGACGAAGACAGCGAGAACGAGAACGACGAGGCCGAGAGGCGAGGACGAUACACGAAGGCUCAACUCUUACCACGCAUGGGCCAGACCAGCUAUGAUCUGAGGAUUGCGGGACCCUUUACCGGUCCCGAUGACGACGUUAUGCCGAGUAUACGCAUUUUGUGGACCAUUGAAUUCGACUGGACAGGAGAAGGGCAGAGCAAAAUGGGUUUGCAGGUUGAGACGCCGCCGGCAUGGCACGAGCAAGAUUCCAAUGCCAAGCUAGAUAAAAUUCCGGGGAUCUUCGACAAGCUCGUUGGAGACAAGGUGGAUCCAUUGGAUGCAGUCCAGACAGUCGUGGCUCUGCUCGUGGGCGACGGCUGGAAGUAGACUUGGAUAAUGGCAUUUCAUAAAAUAUAAGGACAUGAUACCCAUGUU
Messenger RNA from Microdochium trichocladiopsis, 2411 nucleotides. RefSeq lists its product as uncharacterized. Bases 378 to 2363 code for a protein of 661 amino acids. Lineage: Eukaryota; Fungi; Ascomycota; Sordariomycetes; Xylariales; Microdochiaceae. The transcript is spliced from 2 exons. The record is from RefSeq and is a predicted model, not a curated record.